Molecule: messenger RNA, 1932 nt
Organism: Mesorhabditis spiculigera
Lineage: Eukaryota; Metazoa; Nematoda; Chromadorea; Rhabditida; Rhabditidae
Source: the annotation of a GenBank genome assembly
AUGAGUGCCCGGCAGUUAACCAACGAUGCCUCAUCUGGGGAAUUGGUGACCCUCCGGUUGAUUCUCGUUUCCGGUCGGACUCGCGAAUUUUCUUUUCCUCCAUCGAUUUCGGCUACGGAAGUCACUCAACAUGUUUUUGACAAUUGGCCUCAAGAAUGGGAAGAGGAAUCGGUCGAAUCAGCCUCGCUCCUCAAGCUGAUUUAUCAUGGACGAUUUUUGCAUGGCUCCGUCACAUUAGCGGCGUUGGCACUACCGCCUGGCAAAACGACCGUGAUGCAUCUCGUGACGCGCGAAAAUUUGCCGGAGCCUAACUCGAAUGAUUCACUCUCAAAACGGAAACGCGGUGGAUGCUGCCGAUGCACGAAAGAGAAAUCUUCUGACAAGGAGAAUGGACACCGAAGUACCAAAAAGCAAAAGCCCAGAACCCCAACCCCAGAACCACCAAAAGCCGUUCAAGCUGAUGAGUACGAAUACGAGGACGACUUCGAGGUUUAUGAGGAAGAUUUUGAAGAAGACGUUGAGGACGAGGUUCCUCAUGAUACAACGCAAAAAGGCCGGGACGCUCAACAAGGAGAGGGAACACAGCAGAAAGCUGCAGAAGUGGUGGAAGAGAACGGUAGCCCCGAGUCAACCCAAAGGACAGCGCGUGCUGAUGAAUAUGAAGUUGUUAAAGAUGAAGACGACACUCCAAUGCUCCGAAGGCUCCGAACAGCCCAAGGCGGCCGAACUCCAAUCAGACCUCCAGCAUCAGUGAUUCAGGCCAAACCCAAUGACAUUGUUGAGCAGAUCGACCGUCAUCCCAGUGCCGGGAGAAGAAUUGCCGUCGCCGAUACUGAUGUAGCCAUGCCAAUGAACUUUGGGUCUGACGGUGAUCUCCAACGACGCUAUGAAACUCUAAAACAACUUAUCGGGCUGGAAUCGGUCGGGUUUCGAGUCUUAGAACGGCCACCGAUUCGGGAUUACAAUUUAUAUUUGGAAAUCUUUGGGGAUAGUGGAAAAACACAGUCUUAUAGUCAAACUGGAGAUGAUAAUGUGAAUGAGGAAACCCAAACCGAUGAGCUGAACGGAAACAAUAUCUGGACUCAACAUCCACCUGGGGAUCUGUUUGGCUGUGGUACGGAUGCCGAUGCUCAUGUGGUAAUUACUGAUGAAGAUCUGGCACGGGAAGUCAUGAAUAUUUUCUAUAAAAGUUCUGCUGGGGAUCCGAAACUUGUUGAUUUUGUGAAUACAGCGGCGAAGGUGAUGCUCAAGUAUCUUGGGGAGCGCAAGAGUGCAUAUGUCGAGAUGAACAAUAGAAGUGAAGCUGCUUUUAGUUCUGGAUAUAAUGUAUUAACACUGGGACAACUUUCGAAAGGGUCUCGUUGCAACGUAUUGCUAAGGCCUAUCCUCGAAGAACAUACAGUUCUCUGUGUUUUUUAUGUGAAAGAUAGUGUCGCCGAGGAUCUGAUCCAAAAGUCGUUGCUGGUUGAAUUUUUUAUGGACGAUAUACGACCUCCAAAAAGAGUAUUUGUAUCUGAAGGUGAAGUGAAAUGUUGUGCUUAUUCGCCAGAUGGUACAGUACUCUUUGGUGGAGUGGCUGACGGUUCUUGUGUAGCAUGGGAUCUUCUCGAACCCGCAGCUAAUUAUGCGAAUGAGAUACCGUGGCCAGACUCAAAAGAUGACAUUGUUUUGCGAAGCCCCGCCUACGAUACAUCGUUUUUGAGCAGCACUUUCUCAUCGAACAAUAAAACCGCGGCUUGUGUGUCGAUAACAAUCAUCAACAACCCAAAAACGCAAACUUAUCAAGUGGCUUGUUUGGAUGAAUGCGGAACAAUCUCUGUUUGGUCAGUCUUACGCGAUGCCCAAACCGCAGAUAAUCUUGGAAGCCGACCCGAAUCCACGCUGGCUAUGGGUCUGACAGCACUCUUGAGACCAGAUUCUGCAAUACUGAGG